GGCAGACUGUCGGUUCUGGCGUUCCCUGGUGCUAUUUUGCAGUUUCAGAAACCAUUUGCGCCACAAACCAGGAAAUACCUGGUUUAAAGUCAGUGGCGCGUUGUUCAGAUGCUAUUUUAAGGGCGCGUGAAUAAUGUUGCUUGUGCACCUCGCGCAUACACUUUGCUUCUCUCAUCUACCUAGCCACACAUUCUUGGUAAAUUAUUUGGGAAAGAACAGCUAAUACAGCGGUUAUAAGUUGCACUUUUAAAUCAAUGCAUCUGCAAACACGUACAGCAAACACAUAUUUUCUUGACACAGACCUCGUGUACAUGCCCAUAACUUUUAGGAUUGAUGAGUAUUUGAUCGUGAGAAAACAUUGUUUUGCCGCGAGUGAGUUUAAAAGUUAAAAAAAGAGUUAGGAAGAAUGAAUGAAUGCGGGUGCUCGUGUGUGUAUCUGUAAAAUAAUGAAUGAAUGCAGGCGUGCGUGUGUGCGUCCAUCUGUUCAAACACACGCAAAGUGAACCGGAGAACGGGGGGGUUGGCUCUGCUGGUGCACGUCAGGUUGACCACACUGCCCAGCGACACCGUGGGGGGGCUGACGGAGGCCUGCGACCUCCUGACUGGUUCCAGCUCAGGUGAGGCGGCUGGUGAGUCCUGCUGUAGUGAGUCCUGCUGUAGUGAGUCCUGGUGUAGUGAGUCCUGCUGUAGUGAGUCCUGCUGUAGUGAGUCCUGCUGUAGUGUGUCCCGCUGUAGUGAGUCCUGCUGUAGUGAGUCCUGCUGUGUCGAGUCCUGCUGUGUCGAGUCCUGCUGUAGUGAGUCCUGCUGUGUCGAGUCCUGCUGUGUCGAGUCCUGCUGUAGUGAGUCCUGCUGCGUCGAGUCCUGCUGUGUCGAGUCCUGCUGUAGUGAGUCCUGCUGUAGUGAAUCCUGGUCUAGUGAGUCCUGCUGUAGUUAGUCCUGGUGUAGAGAGUCCUCCCGUAUUGAGUCCUGCUGUACUGAGUCCUGCUGUAGUAAGUCAUGCUGUAUUCCGAUCUCCUUCCAAUAA
Gadus chalcogrammus (walleye pollock) is the source of this 1024-nucleotide messenger RNA. Its product is annotated as keratin-associated protein 4-3. Lineage: Eukaryota; Metazoa; Chordata; Actinopteri; Gadiformes; Gadidae. The record is from RefSeq and is a predicted model, not a curated record. Gene Ontology annotation, cellular component: keratin filament. The transcript has 5 exons.